UGAAGUCGUGCUAUAGAGAGAGGCUGGGGUUUGGUGUGGGAGCUGUGGUUGGAAGUGAAACCUCAGCGAGCUGUGGGUGGGAUGUCGCCACACUUCAACUGAAGGCGGCAGCAGGAGCGACAUAAAACGUGGUGCGUGCUGAGAACUGAGCAGACGGCGCCGUGGCUCUGAGCCAUGGACACGGAGACGAGGAGACGUGCGGUGUGGAUGAGUGUUGUCAUCUGCAUCUUGUCCCGCAUCACGAGUGUUCAUUUACAGGCAUCCCCCAGAGAAUAUUUUGUUGCUGUGGGACAGGAAGUCACCUUGACGUGUGACAAAAACACUCCAGGAUGGUCACAGCACGACAAUCCCAAUAUCAGCUCUAUCACCAGGCAGCGUGGUGAAGGCAGUGGAGCAACCGAUAUGGAUUUAACAAACUCACGAGAUUUCAGGAUAACAGUCACUGAGGAUGUUGAUCAACAUCGGGCUUCUAUCCGAAUCGAAAAUGUGCAGCACAGUGACGCUGGGGUUUACAGUUGCCUGGGUAAAAGCGAAGUUGGAACAGAGAGUCCCAUGAUGGAAAUUAUCACAAUGGAAGUUUCAGCAAACCCAUCCAGCGUCGUGAGUGAAGGAGAGACUGUCACAUUGACGUGUCACAUCUCAAACAGUGCCUAUGUACAAAGUAUUGUUUGGACUCACGGUGGCACUGAGAUGAACCCACGCAAUUCUGUGCUGACAUUACACAAAAUCAAACGAUGUCAAGAGGGAGCAUGGACAUGUGGUGUCAAAACCCAAACUGACCAAGCCUCUGCUUCUCACGAUUUGACAGUCUCAUCACAGAAUGUUUGUGAUGUAAAGGCACCUGCUCCCAGAAAGUAUUUCGUUUCUGUGGGCCAGACGGUCAUUUUGCCAUGCGUUGAAGAUGAUCCAGAAUUUAAAUGGAAAGAUCACCCUUCCUCUGACCUGGCUCUGACCUGGCGAUGGGAGAGGCAGGGUAGUGGUAGCGAAACGAUUGUCCAGUAUCCUAAGCAAACUGGUCAACGGUAUGGAGAUGUAUGGAAAAAUACCGCUAUACCACUGGUUUCCAGAAUAACGACAUUGAAGUCUAAUUUUGACAAAGACAACUUCUCUAUUCAAAUCUCAAAAGUGCAACACAGUGAUGCUGGGCUCUACAUUUGCCACUUUGCUGGCUACUUUAGAACAAGCAGCUUAACAAGAGAACUGAUCACAAUGCAAGUUUCAGCAAACCCAUCCAGCGUCAUGAGUGAAGGAGAGACUGUCACAUUGACGUGUCACAUCUCAAACAGUGCCUAUGUACAAAGUAUUGUUUGGACUCACGGUGGCACUGAGAUGAACCCACGCAAUUCUGUGCUGACAUUACACAAAGUCAAAAGAUGUCAAGAGGGAGCAUGGACAUGUGGUGUCAAAAACCAAACUGACCAAGCCUCUGCUUCUCACCAUUUGACAGUCUCAUCACAGAAUGUUUGUGAUGUAAAGGCACCUGCUCCCAGAAAGUAUUUUGUUUCUGUGGGCCAGUCGGUCAUUUUGCAAUGUGUUGAAGAUGAUCCAGAAUUUAAAUGGAAAGAUCACCCUUCCUCUGACCUGGCUCUGACCUGGCGAUGGGAGAGGCAGGGUAGUGGUAGCGAAACGAUUGUCCAGUAUCCUAAGCAAACUGGUCAACGGUAUGGAGAUGUAUGGAAAAAUACCGCUAUACCACUGGUUUCCAGAAUAAUGGCAUUGAAGUCUUAUUUUGACAAAGACAACUUCUCUAUUCAAAUCUCAAAAGUGCAAUACAGUGAUGCUGGGCUCUACAUUUGCCACUUUACUGGCUACUUUAGAACAAGCAGCUUAACAAGAGAACUGAUCACAAUGCAAGUUUCAGCAAACCCAUCCAGCGUCGUGAGUGAAGGAGAGACUGUCACAUUGACGUGUCACAUCUCAAACAGUGCCUAUGUACAAAGUAUUGUUUGGACUCAUGGUGGCACUGAGAUGAACCCACGCCAUUCUGUGCUGACAUUACACAAAAUCAAACGAUGUCAAGAGGGAGCAUGGACAUGUGGUGUCAAACCCCAAACUGACCAAGCCUCUGCUUCUCACGAUUUGACAGUCUCAUCACAGAAUGUUUGUGAUGUAAAGGCACCUGCUCCCAGAAAGUAUUUUGUUUCUGUGGGCCAGUCGGUCAUUUUGCAAUGUGUUGAAGAUGAUCCAGAAUUUAAAUGGAAAGAUCACCCUUCCUCUGACCUGGCUCUGACCUGGCGAUGGGAGAGGCAGGGUAGUGGUAGCGAAACGAUUGUCCAGUAUCCUAAGCAAACUGGUCAACGGUAUGGAGAUGUAUGGAAAAAUACCGCUAUACCACUGGUUUCCAGAAUAACGACAUUGAAGUCUAAUUUUGACAAAGACAACUUCUCUAUUCAAAUCUCAAAAGUGCAACACAGUGAUGCUGGGCUCUACAUUUGCCACUUUGCUGGCUACUUUAGAACAAGCAGCUUAACAAGAGAACUGAUCACAAUGCAAGUUUCAGCAAACCCAUCCAGCGUCAUGAGUGAAGGAGAGACUGUCACAUUGACGUGUCACAUCUCAAACAGUGCCUAUGUACAAAGUAUUGUUUGGACUCACGGUGGCACUGAGAUGAACCCACGCAAUUCUGUGCUGACAUUACACAAAGUCAAAAGAUGUCAAGAGGGAGCAUGGACAUGUGGUGUCAAAAACCAAACUGACCAAGCCUCUGCUUCUCACCAUUUGACAGUCUCAUCACAGAAUGUUUGUGAUGUAAAGGCACCUGCUCCCAGAAAGUAUUUUGUUUCUGUGGGCCAGUCGGUCAUUUUGCAAUGUGUUGAAGAUGAUCCAGAAUUUAAAUGGAAAGAUCACCCUUCCUCUGACCUGGCUCUGACCUGGCGAUGGGAGAGGCAGGGUAGUGGUAGCGAAACGAUUGUCCAGUAUCCUAAGCAAACUGGUCAACGGUAUGGAGAUGUAUGGAAAAAUACCGCUAUACCACUGGUUUCCAGAAUAAUGGCAUUGAAGUCUUAUUUUGACAAAGACAACUUCUCUAUUCAAAUCUCAAAAGUGCAAUACAGUGAUGCUGGGCUCUACAUUUGCCACUUUACUGGCUACUUUAGAACAAGCAGCUUAACAAGAGAACUGAUCACAAUGCAAGUUUCAGCAAACCCAUCCAGCGUCGUGAGUGAAGGAGAGACUGUCACAUUGACGUGUCACAUCUCAAACAGUGCCUAUGUACAAAGUAUUGUUUGGACUCAUGGUGGCACUGAGAUGAACCCACGCCAUUCUGUGCUGACAUUACACAAAAUCAAACGAUGUCAAGAGGGAGCAUGGACAUGUGGUGUCAAACCCCAAACUGACCAAGCCUCUGCUUCUCACGAUUUGACAGUCUCAUCACAGAAUGUUUGUGAUGUAAAGGCACCUGCUCCCAGAAAGUAUUUUGUUUCUGUGGGCCAGUCGGUCAUUUUGCAAUGUGUUGAAGAUGAUCCAGAAUUUAAAUGGAAAGAUCACCCUUCCUCUGACCUGGCUCUGACCUGGCGAUGGGAGAGGCAGGGUAGUGGUAGCGAAACGAUUGUCCAGUAUCCUAAGCAAACUGGUCAACGGUAUGGAGAUGUAUGGAAAAAUACCGCUAUACCACUGGUUUCCAGAAUAACGGCAUUGAAGUCUUAUUUUGACAAAGACAACUUCUCUAUUCAAAUCUCAAAAGUGCAAUACAGUGAUGCUGGGCUCUACAUUUGCCACUUUACUGGCUACUUUAGAACAAGCAGCUUAACAAGAGAACUGAUCACAAUGCAAGUUUCAGCAAACCCAUCCCGCUCUGUGACAGAAGGGGAGACUGUCACAUUGACCUGUCUCAUAUCAAACAGUGGCUAUAGAACAGGUCUGGUUUGGUAUCAUGGUCAAAUUUACAUUUCACAAGGCAAUCAGCUGACACUGAACAAAGUAAAACGAUCUCAACAGGGAGAAUGGAAAUGUUUUCUAUAUCACCAGCACCACAGUCGCUUUGCCUCGUACACACUGGAGUUAACAUCAACUGGAAGUCAUGUUGAGAAGGCACCCGCAGUGCAGAAAUAUUUCAUACACGAGGGUGGGGAGGUCUCUUUGUCAUGUGAUGAAUCUGAUCCUGGAUUUCAGUGGAAAGAUCAUUCACAGCGGACACGCGCUGUCACUUGGAAAUGGAGAUCGCAUGAUGGCACAACAAAGCGAUAUGAUCAGAACAUACAAUAUCCAUCGCAACCGUCUGAUUAUAAAGAUCAGUUUCCUUUAGCAUUGUCGAAAGUUACGUUUUCACGUGGUGGGGUUUACACAUGUGAGUUUACUGGCUACUAUAGGACAGGCACCCUCACAAUGGAACUGGUCACAAUGAAAGUUUCAUCCAACACAUCCAACACCGUGGCAGAAGGAGAGAGUAUCAGUCUGACCUGCCAGCUCUCUAACGACUCCUAUGCACACAUGGUCAGAUGGAUUCACAAUGGGAUUGAGAUCAGCCAUCAAAGCAGCCUCGUUUUGGUGAAAGUGAAGGCUGCUCAGAGUGGGUUGUGGAAGUGUUCCCUGAAAAGGGAGAGUGGAGAGAUCUCAGAGGUAGCGUACAAUUUGAACGUGCAGAAAAUUGGUGCAGAGCAAAACGCACCUAGGAAUUACGCGGCUACAAUUGGUGAAGGAACCACGUUGCCCUGCACCGAGUCUGACCCUGGGUUUGUGUGGAGGAGCUCCUCCAAUGAGUCUCGUUCGGUCACCUGGUACUGGAGGCCACGUGGUGACAGCACAGUCCGUACGAUACUCGAGGCCCACCCAGCCGGACCUCACGCUGCAUUCAGUUCCCACCUCAACUCCCACGUGACCAUCUCGUCCUCCGCUUUUGACAACGACGACUUCUCUCUGACCAUCUCAGUGGUGAAUGAAAGUUCUGCUGGUGUCUACACUUGUCAGCUAACAGGAUAUUAUCGGUCAGGGAGUCUGAUGUCGGAAAUGUUUACAACACAAGUGUCAAGGGCAUCUCCGUACGUGUCGGUUGCUAUUGGAGUGGUGCUGGCUGUGCUGCUGUCUGCUGGAGCUGCUGUUGUUGUGGUGUGCUACAGAAGAAGGAAGCUCAAUGCAGGUCCACAACACGGCCAAGGAAACUCCGUUAAUCUUCAAGAAAUGGCUGCAGGGGAGAGAACCACGGAUGAAAACAGACAGGCCUAUGAGGAGGAGGCGCUCGUAUACAGCCAGAUAGAGGCUUUACCGGAAAGCAGUGGGUCGCAACCUCAACAUAACCAAAAUGUCGGAGUCAUUUACGCAUCUGUAAACGCAGAGGAUCAGCACACCAAUGAGGUUGCUUACAGCGUGGUGCAAGCCUCAGCAGCUGAUAAAAUGAAGCCCAAAGUCAAGCCGAAGGGAAACGGUGGAAGUCCAAAUGCAGUCGUUAACAGACCGGAACAUGACAACAAUGAGGUUGUUUACAGCGUGGUGCAAGUUGCAGCAGCUGGUAACAUGAAGCCAAAGCCUAAACCGAAGAGAGACGGUGGUGAUCCCAAUGCAGUCGCUAACAGAUCGGAACAUGACAACAAUGAGGUUGUUUACAGCGUGGUGCAAGCUCCAGCAGCUGGAAACAUAAAGCCAAAGCUUAAACCUAAACCAAAGAGAGACGGUGGUGAUCCCAAUGCAGUCGUUGACAGAUCGGAACAUGACAAGAAUGAGGCCGUUAACAGCAUGGUGCAAGCUCCAGCGGCUGGAAACAUGAAUCCGAAUGCAGUCGUUAACAGACCGCAGCCAGAAGAGAACCAAGUUGUGUACAGCCUUCUUUCAACUCCCAACGCAAGCAAGCCAGCGCUAAAGCCCAAACCAAACAAGGCAGUUGAUGCCCUCUAUACUGUGGUUGCAAAAAAAAAAUAGAAAUGUUUUCAAAAACCCAGCAAAAACUGUGGGAUUUUGAGAAACUGCUUAUUUGUCCUCAAUGGCGUUGUACCGUUAUGUUUUUGAUCCUAACCCAAACCAUUUGUUACAUUUACGAAGCGUUUUUUCCUAACGAAUUACUUUUAUGUUAAUCGGUUUAUGUUUCUUUCUUUUGUAGAAUAACAUUGCUUGAAUUUCUAAUUUUAAGUUUUAAUUUAGAUUUGUACUGUAGUUUAUCUAUGCAUUGUGGUCAGCCCACAUAUUGUUUCCCAAGUUCUGUUUUUCACGGUUUAAACGUGUUACUAUAUUUUGUAAAUAUCAGCUUCCUUUUUUGGAAUUUUUUUUGUAAAUACUGUGUGUGUGGGAGGCUGUCCUAUACCAGUUUAAAGUUUUAUUCAAAUACUUAAAAAUUUGCAGCUCUGAACGUGGUAGUGAAAUUACGACAGCAUUAAUCCAGUAUUUUCUAAUGUCAUUGCAGUGAUGUCACUCGAGCGCUCGUUCAUUUAUCUAUUUUUUUUAUCUUCAACAAAGCCUUAAACGUGUAUAAGACGGCCCAGGUCAAAGAGUCUUGAGAAUAAUUAAAACAUAAUAUCUGUUUUUUUAUAUAUAAGAAGUAUAACUGAAAAAAGAAUGCUCAUAAAAAAAUGUCGUUUCACUCUUAACUCUGAAUCCAAGAUAUUUCACCUAACAUGGUUAUCCAUGAGUAUUUUAAUUCUAAAAGUUUAAUGAAAGUGCCUUUUCUUUGCAAAUAAAAAAAGCUUUUAUAGAAA
Molecule: messenger RNA, 6620 nt
Organism: Petromyzon marinus (sea lamprey)
Lineage: Eukaryota; Metazoa; Chordata; Hyperoartia; Petromyzontiformes; Petromyzontidae
Source: RefSeq, a predicted model, not a curated record